UGAAAGUUGAGUCUACUGCGUACUGCGGUGUAUAUUAGUUGUCGUCUGGUUCUACUUGGGAGUCGUUGCAAUCUUAAAUUUUCCUCAUAAACAGACUUAAACUUUUAAAAUUUAUUUAAUUAACUCAAACAAAAUUUAUUGGAUUAUUAAUUUUAUAUUUACAUUAGAUAUUUAUUUUAAUGCUAUCGAUGCAUAAAGAUCUUAUGUAGAAUAUUUAUGUAAAAUCAUGUGAAAAAGAAAUGUUUUUUUAUUAACUUUUUAAGGUAAUUUUAGGUUUUAAUUAUACACCAAAACAUAUAUGGGAUGUAAUUCAAGUAAAAGCGGAUCAAAAGCUGUAAAAAAUAAAUCAAAUUUACUUCCAAUAAUGAAUUAUUCAUCAGUCAAUAAUUCCAAACAAUGUUUAAAGAAUCAACCUAACGUCACCAAAGGGUUGACUUCUUCUUUUGGUUUUAAAAAACCCGUUCAACAUAGCAAAGUUGUGCCAAUUACAUUUCCUGCUAAAAAUGUCUUAAAAGUUGAUAAAGAUACAAAAAUGCCAAAUUCUAAUCCAUCACCCAAUGAAAAAUGUUUGAGAAGUAACUUAAAAUCGAGUCUUUCGCCCAACAGGUUUGGCUUCUGUAAACCAGCUGUAAAACCAGUUCAACCUAUACAUGCUUUAACAAAAAAAGUUGAUAUAGAGCGAAGAAGUCAAUCUGAACCCCAAAAACGAGAAAUACCUAAAUUUAUUACUGGUGGUUCAAAAAUAGCUGUAUCUAAAGUUACUGCUAGCCAAUUACCAAAACCUCAAAUCCCUGUCAAGUACCAAUUUUCUAAAAGUCCAGAUAAAAAUGCUAAAACAGCUGCUAAUUUACGUUUGAAAAAUGAAGCAAUAAAAAAAAUGCAACAAGGAAUAACUGUCCGAAAAUUAAGUGAUUCCAUUGAAUUCACAGAAGUAAUUGCUAUUAAUAGGCCUUCAAGACUUACUUUAAAUUCGAAUGCAAAAGGACCUUUAAUAAGGGAAAGAGCCAAUAAAUAUUUGAGGCAAGUAUCUAGUUCCUCUUCUAAACAUUUGACGUCAUCUGAUGAUGAUUCAGAUUUAAGCAGUUAUGAAGAGAAACAUGACAAGGAGGAAUUUGUUAAGGAAAAGACUGAAAUAGCUGAACGGAUUGAAACAAUUUGUAGUGAUGAAGAAUAUGGACCAGGUGAAGCAUUAGCAGUAGAAGAAUUUACUGAGAUGAAAGAUAAAAUGAAUGUUGUUGAUAAUAAAUUCGCCAAUGUAGAUAUGUCAGUAUCAUUAAGAGAUGUUUUAUUAAAUAUUGAGGAUACUACGUUUGCAACAUUAGCAGCUAUGUCUUCCAGUAUGCGUAUUGAAGAUGAAACAUCCCCUGAUGAUGAAUGUUUAAGUCCUACAGAAUCAGAAUCUGCUGAUUUUCUUCAAAGUAAAACAGAAUCUGUUAAUAACGAUAAAUACCAAAGAAACAUAUCUCCAGCGAGAUGUAAUAUUUCUAAAUCGGAAUCAUUUUCUUCGGAUACAAGAGAUUUUUUUGACGAUGAGAUAGCUGAUCAACCGGCUCUCAUGUUCAGCGGUCCACCAUCAGAGUCAUGCAACGGUGAUGAUAUCGACGAGAUGAUUUUCCGAAUAGGCAAUCACAAUAAUAUGAAUACCAGCAGAUCCGGCAACAAAUCCCUUAGACGGUCACAGAGCGCUGACGGUUCUUUAAGCGAUAGUCUUAAUUCAGACGACUUGAUGAUGGAUUUCGAACCGACUGAUGACAGGAAGGGAGGCCAAGAUGACGUCACUGAAAAAGAUCCUCUGGAGACGUUGGAAAAUCAAAAACAAAGCGCGUUCGAUGAAUGGACCAAUCUCACUUCAAAGAGGAGUAGUAGUGCUUCAUUAAAAGACGAAGUAAAUUCAGUAAAAGAUACUAUCAAUUCUAAUUCUAAAUGGAUGAUUUUAGGAAAUCAGUCAUGGGGAGGUGAUAAUGAGUUUCAAUCGAUUUCAAGAAGUGACGGACGAGAUCGCCAGUAUCAAAAAUAUGCUAUACGAACUGAACAGAGUUCUUACAGAGGAAAAACAAGACUUGACUUACCCAGAGGAACAGGAAAAGAACUGUCACGAGGAUCAAAUUCUGGAUUUGAAACAACAGAUAGUUUAUAUGGCUCAACAGAUAGAAAAAAAGGAUCGCACCAUUCAGAUGCUCAACGAACAAUUAGCUCAAAAACCACCACCAACACCAAAAUCGAUAGAAACACGAAAUUCUGCGACUCAAACAGAACGAUGUCGAUCGACCACAGCUCCAACGUUAUGCACCUUCGAUAGAGAUGGUCUAACAAAUGGUCGUCCUGUAAUCAGUUUUGCUCUGGGACAGGUGCAGUGACACAGUUGAAAGGUCGAAAUCAGUGUCGGGUAGUCGCAUUCGCAUAGGUAUGUUGAAACACAAAUUCCUCAUGGACGCAGGACGAACCCUACCCAACGUUUGAUUAGUCUACAUGUUCCUUCCAACCAGUAUUAAAUAAUAACCCAAACAUUCCAGUUUGAAGUUCCACAUUUAUCUGUAGAAAUAUUACAUACAAUUUUUAAUAAAUAAUCAUAAAUUUGUGUUAAGGGAUAAGUUUUGUUCGUGUAGUUUACACGGUAAUUAAUUUUUAUUUUAAAUUAUAAAAUUUAUACUAUUUUACAUUUAAUUGUUUUGUAAACCUCAUAUUCGGGGUGUUUCUUUCAUUUAUUGUGUAAGUUUUUGUCUUUUUUCCACUUUACCAAAAUCAAACUAGUCAAUAUUUGUUUUGUUUAUAUAUGUAUAUUUUGUUUGUGUUUCUAACAAAAAAAUUCAUGCUAUCUUUAGCAGGAAAUUAUUAUUCUUAUUUAUUCGUUAUAGGACAUUAACACUUCCAUAAGUGUAUAACAAUUACUAUGAUGCACAUUAAAAUCAUUUUAUUUCAUAUUGUGUAUUUCCAUAAUAAAUGUUAGUAUGAUUGUCAUAAUA
Daktulosphaira vitifoliae (grape phylloxera) is the source of this 2963-nucleotide messenger RNA. RefSeq lists its product as uncharacterized. The record is from RefSeq and is a predicted model, not a curated record. The transcript is spliced from 16 exons. NCBI's taxonomy places the organism in Eukaryota, Metazoa, Arthropoda, Insecta, Hemiptera, Phylloxeridae. Bases 299 to 2299 code for a protein of 666 amino acids.